CCGCUCGCCGGGCCCCUCUAAAGCCUUGAGACGUCGCCGCCUCGGAGCGUCUAGUACCGCACCGCCGCCCGCCGCCGAAGCACGCGCUCCCGCAUACUUGGCGUCUUUCCCUUAAGACGGCGGACGCCAGAUUAUUGGGGCGGCAACUUGCCAUUUUCCUUUAUUGAAAUUAUUUUUUUCCUGCCUAUUCUUGGUUUAAAAAUUUAUUUUUUUAUUUUUUUACUAUUUGGGGUUUGAGAAAAACCCACCCAAGCCGUGUUUUGUGAGGUUUCCGGGACACAGGAGCCGAGACCACCGAGGCAGAAGCGAGGGCUGGUGCACCGCCAAGGACAAAAGGAGCCUAGCGCUGAUCGCUGCACCCAUUCCUUCUAGUGCCCAUCAUGAAGAAAGCCGAAAUGGGAAGAUUCAACAUUUCCCCGGAUGAGGACAGCAGCAGCUACAGUUCCAACGGCGAUUUCAACUACUCCUACCCCACUAAGCAAGCUGCUCUGAAAAGCCAUUAUGCAGACGUAGAUCCUGAAAACCAGAACUUUUUACUUGAAUCGAAUUUGGGGAAGAAGAAGUAUGAAACAGACUUUCAUCCAGGUACUACUUCCUUUGGAAUGUCAGUAUUUAAUCUGAGCAAUGCGAUUGUGGGCAGUGGAAUCCUUGGGCUUUCUUAUGCCAUGGCUAAUACUGGAAUUGCUCUGUUUAUAAUUCUCUUGACAUUUGUAUCCAUAUUUUCCCUGUAUUCUGUUCAUCUCCUUUUGAAGACUGCCAAUGAAGGAGGGUCUUUAUUAUAUGAACAAUUGGGACAUAAGGCAUUUGGAUUAGUUGGAAAGCUUGCAGCCUCUGGAUCAAUUACAAUGCAGAACAUUGGAGCUAUGUCAAGCUACCUCUUCAUAGUGAAAUAUGAGUUACCUUUGGUGAUCCAGGCAUUAAUGAACAUUGAAGAUACAACUGGAUUGUGGUAUCUGAAUGGUGACUAUUUGGUUCUGCUGGUGUCGUUGGUGCUCAUUCUUCCUUUGUCACUGCUGAGAAAUUUAGGAUAUUUGGGAUAUACCAGUGGCCUCUCCUUGUUGUGUAUGAUGUUCUUUCUGAUUGUGGUGAUUUGCAAGAAAUUUCAGAUUCCCUGUCCUAUGGAAAUUGCUUACCUAGUUAAUGAAACAAUAAACAGCACCUUAACACAGCCAGCUUUUGCACCUGAUGUGACAUUUAACAUGACUGAAGAUGAUUCUUGCAGACCACGUUACUUUAUCUUCAAUUCACAGACUGUCUAUGCUGUGCCCAUUCUGACCUUUUCAUUUGUCUGCCACCCUGCUAUUCUUCCCAUUUACGAAGAGCUAAAAGACCGCAGCCGUAAAAGAAUGAUGAAUGUGUCCAAGAUUUCAUUUUUUGCCAUGUUCCUCAUGUACCUGCUUGCUGCCCUCUUUGGAUACCUGACAUUUUAUGAACAUGUUGAGGCAGAAUUGCUUCAUACCUACUCAACCAUGCUGGGAACUGAUAUCCUUCUUCUCAUUGUCCGCUUGGCCGUGUUGAUGGCCGUCACCCUGACAGUACCAGUCGUUAUUUUCCCGAUCCGGAGUUCCGUAACUCAUUUGUUGUGUGCAGGAAAAGAUUUCACUUGGUGGCGUCAUAGUUUCAUUACAGUGUCUAUCUUGGGACUUACGAAUUUGCUUGUUAUCUUUGUACCAACUAUUAGGGAUAUCUUUGGUUUCAUUGGUGCAUCUGCCGCUGCUAUGUUGAUUUUUAUUCUUCCAUCUGCCUUCUAUAUCAAGUUAGUGAAGAAAGAAUCUAUGAAAUCUGUACAAAAGAUUGGGGCUUUGCUCUUCUUGUUGAGCGGCAUAGUGGUGAUGAUCGGAAGCAUGACCUUGAUUGUUUUGGAUUGGGUGCACAAUGCCCCUGCAGGUGGCCACUAACUGGUACCACUCAAACUCCACUAGUCCAUUUUGAUGCCAGUGUUGAGUCAACUCUCAACUAACUAUGAAAUUUCACCUAAUGUUCCAGUUUCACUUCCUUCUGAAGUGCAGAUUCCUCGCUGGUUCUUCUGAGUACAGAAUAAGUGAACUCGUUUAAGAAACUAUUCUGUUUGAUAGCAAUGGAUAUUAACAGCAAAACCACGAGUCUCGGGUGAAGGGAAGUGACAAUUUUAUUCCAUUCCAGAGAAUGGACAAACUCUUUAACUUUUAUCAAGCCACAUGUUUGGCUGUGUCAUUGUUUAACUUGGAUAUUUUAUGAUUUUACUUGAAUGUGCCUAAUGGAACCAUUCGAUGUGAGAAAUUAUUCUUAAUUUACAGCAAAGUAUUGAAAUAACCAUUGAGAAAAACACUAUUACUUUUUGUACCAAAAAUACUUACAGACCUCAAAAGCACUAUUUUACUUUUAAGAAUUGCUUUUUUUUGAACUUUAUCCAGAAACAGUUGUCAGUAAAUCCCAUGAAAAAAUUUAAUUGGUAUUUAAAAACAAGUAUUAGUAUAAGGAAAUGAAUGACUUGCCUUUUUGUAGGCAUAAUAAGCCAAAUACUUUUUUACCCAAAAUAAUUUUUAGAGAAAACGAUGUAAUGAAAAAUUACACCAUUGAAUAUGAAUGUAGUUUUCUCCAUUCAAAACUUCACCAUUACUUUAAAGGAUAAUUAAUGGAUUUUUGCUAUACCAAAUCGGAUGAACCCUGUUAAUCACUUUUCUGUCCCCAAAUAAUCUGGUUCAUACAGACUGAGAUGCUUAUGGCUUCAACCUAUUAGAAUGGAAGAUAAUGCAGAGAUUUCUGUGGAAAAUAAAAUAACUAAUUCUGAGGUACCAAAUAGUGCAAUUGGGUAAGACAGGGUUUAUUCAGUUGCAUCUGUCACCAGAGUUGUAUGUUGAUAGCUCUGGGUCUUUUUUUGGGCCAGCCCUUUUUGGACAUUGCUUCCAGCAGUGGAAAGUGGGCAUUUGGUGGCUAUAGGCCAAAACUGUUCUAUCCAGAGAGUACAACUUUUCAAAAUGCUCAUCUCCUACUGGAGGUGUGAAAUACUUGAUAAUGUAUGGCUUAGUUAUGUUCAUGUUCUGUCUACAGUAGAGGUCUAAUCCACAGGUUACACCGGUAUUUGGUAUAAGUUCUCUUUGUAUAGGCCACUGGGUUUCUCAUGCAGUAAGCUUUUAAACUCAUAUGCACUAGAUUGUCAUCUCAUUCUUGUACAACUUAGAAUUAUUUGUUUACAUCCAACAAAUCAUUAGCUAGGGAAAACAGUGCAAUCUGAGUGUACGUUGUAGUUUUGGUCCAACUGCAUGUUCACCCUUCCCAUUUCAAUCCUGGUUAGAAGUGAAAACAUUACCUUUAAACUUGGCUUUGAGAGCACAUUUAUUGUACGUUACGGUGUAUGGUGAAUAUAUUAUUAAAUAAUGUGGUACUUUGCUCAUCAGGCAUAAUGUCUAAAGUCUAAUAUACAUAAUUCCAUUAGUGGUUGAGGGAAGCAAAUAAUGGAAUCAUCAAUUGGUCAUCUGGCUCUAAGGUUAUCUCUUGAACUGAACCUUUUAGUUUUAGACUAGAGCCAGAAAUGUGGCAGACAUGGUUUAUGUUACACAUUCUUGUAUUAUAUGUGACUAAAUUACAGGCAGGAUGUGUCUGUAAUUAAAGACCGUUGUGGAACUGGAAGACGUCUUGUAGUGCUACAUUGGGUGAAACCAAUGGUCCGUUUCUGUUGAUUUCUACGAAAAUAAAAUAAUUGGGGACCAUCUAGAAAGGCAGUGAGAAGAUGGAUUCUACAGCACUGCUUUCAUUUAUUGGGCUUUUGGCACUCCAUUUGAAUCUAGAACCUCACCUCUAGUUCAGACCAAGAAUUGGCACUUCUGCUUGAGUUCCUGGAAUGAAUCGUUGAUUUCGUGUCAGAUCUGCCAGGGAAUGCCAAGAGUCUUUUUUACUACACUUUGCAUCCUUUCAGAUGUGAGAAAAUACUAUUUAAUGGCAGCCAGGAAGGAGUGGAAAAAGAAUCCUCACAGCAAAUCAGUGUGGAGAAGUUCCAUCAAUCCUCUCUGGCCAUAUUUGAAGUUCAAAAUAAGCUGUCUAGAGUAAAUUCCAAUGCAUGGUUUUCUUGGAGCUGUCUUGUCUGCCUUGAGGUUCCUAAACAGUGAAUUCCCAUUAAUGAGCAGUCUUCAGUAUUAAAACCACUGUCUUGUCACCUCAUUUUGCAUUACUGUCUUCCGUGGAUGUUUCAGUUAUGACUGUAAUGUUAUUUAUAGAACAGCAUUAAUCCAUUAAAGCUAACCUAUUUUUCAAUAUUUAUGAUAAUCUGUGUACAUACAUUGUCCAUAUGUAUUUGUAAAUAGAUGUAUAUAAUGUCAGGUUUGGGUCUUGGGUUCAAUUGUAUAUAUUCCUAUGUUUCUUAACUGCAUUUUGAUGAAUUCCUAUUAUGUAUCUUUAAGAAUUGUCCCAAAAGUACCUGUACAGGCUUCAUUAUAAAGGAAUUGACAUUGUGUACAAACGCACUAAAAAUUCAAGGUAAUAUUUGUUUAAAUUAUGUUUUCAGUAAACUGGUUGAAUAUCAGUUGUUUUUUUUUUUUUUCAUGAAAACUUGGUGCAAGUUCAGAUCUCUAAAUUUUAACUAAGGUCUAAAAUUUCAAAAUGCAGUGGUUAUCAAAUGUGAUCUAGUAUAAUGAAAUCAAAUGUGAUCUAGUGUAACGAAAGACCUUUGAGAACCUGGGUGUGUUAACUUUAUGUAUAUAGUGUAAAUAUCCCCACUUGUACUGUUAGAGGCCAACAAUUCCAGUAUGGCUUGUUGGCAAAGAGUGCUACACCGUUUCAAUGAAACAAUGUUUAACUGAACUAAAAUAAAUACAUACAUAAUCCUGA
Molecule: messenger RNA, 4803 nt
Organism: Loxodonta africana (African savanna elephant)
Lineage: Eukaryota; Metazoa; Chordata; Mammalia; Proboscidea; Elephantidae
Gene: SLC38A2
Product: solute carrier family 38 member 2
Exons: 16
Coding region: 381-1898 (505 amino acids)
Biological process (GO): L-glutamine transport; amino acid transmembrane transport
Cellular component (GO): plasma membrane
Molecular function (GO): L-glutamine transmembrane transporter activity
Source: RefSeq, a predicted model, not a curated record